CGGCUGGAGUUCAACCAGGCCAUGGAGGACUUCAAAACCAUGUUCCCCAACAUGGACUACGACAUCAUCGAGUGCGUCUUGAGGGCCAACAACGGCGCCGUGGACGCCACCAUCGACCAGCUCCUGCAGAUGAACCUGGACAGCAGUGGCUGCGAUGACAGCUCAGACUCGGAGGACAGCAUCCCCCCUGAGAUCUUGGAGCGGACCCUGGAGCCGGACAGCUCGGAUGAGGAGCCCCCUCCUGUCUACUCCCCUCCUGCCUACGAGAGCCAGGCUUUCAGCAACUGCUACCCAUGUGCACCUCCCACCCCCCCACCCAGGACAGAUGUGCCGGGGCCUGGCAGCACCCCAGCACCUGGGCGCUACAGGAACUGGAACCCACCACUCCUGGGCAACCUCCCCGAGGACUUCCUCCGCAUCCUGCCCCAGCAGACCACUGGCACACAGGGCUCCCCCAGCUGCCAGCAGCCCAUGCCACGGGGGCUCACCCCACGGGGCCAGGGCUCCCUGGAGCAGGAGCGGCGGUGGAAGCAGUACCUGGAGGAUGAGCGGAUCGCGCUAUUCCUGCAAAACGAAGAGUUCAUGAAGGAGCUCCAGAGAAACCGAGAUUUCCUCCUCGCCCUGGAGAGAGAUCGAUUGAAAUACGAGUCAAAAAAAUCCAAGUCGACCAGCGCUGCUGUCAGCAAUGACUUUGGUUUCUCCUCCAUAAUAUCAGGUGACGUAGCCCCCUCUGUAACCAGUGAGGCCGGCAGUGCUGUAUCUGACGAUGCCUUAUUCAGAGACAAAUUGAAACACAUGGGAAAAUCAACGCGCAAGAAGCUGUUUGAACUCGCCAGAGCCUUCUCCGAGAAGACAAAGAUGAGGAAAUCGAAAAGAAAACACUUGUUGAAGCACCAGGUGAUGGGGACAGCAGCUUCCACGGCCAAUCUUCUCGAUGACGUUGAAGGACAUUCAUGCGAUGAAGACUUCCAAGCACGGAGGCAGCAGCUCCGGGAGGAGGAGGAGCCGCCGAAGGAAGGGCGGUAA
Mesitornis unicolor (brown roatelo) is the source of this 1026-nucleotide messenger RNA. It is a transcript of the gene CUEDC1, whose product is annotated as CUE domain containing 1. NCBI's taxonomy places the organism in Eukaryota, Metazoa, Chordata, Aves, Mesitornithiformes, Mesitornithidae. The record is from RefSeq and is a predicted model, not a curated record. Gene Ontology annotation, molecular function: ubiquitin binding. The transcript has 9 exons. The annotation marks the transcript as partial.